Messenger RNA from Rangifer tarandus platyrhynchus (Svalbard reindeer), 381 nucleotides. The record is from the annotation of a GenBank genome assembly. Lineage: Eukaryota; Metazoa; Chordata; Mammalia; Artiodactyla; Cervidae.
AUGGGCUUCAUUUCAGCUGAUCAGGCCUUAGCUGUGGCGGGCGGGGUCUUCACCGCGUCCGCAGGGUCUCCCGUCAUGGUGCAUCGGCUUCUCUCCACUGAGCACUCGGGCUCAGAUAACGCUGCGCAGACGGAGCGCGCCGCUGGGUCAGCGCAGUGUGACCAGCCCCGCCUCCACAGGGCAGGGCCUGGGCGCUUUGCCGGGGACAGUCCCGCUGAGCCCCGCUGGGGCUGCUGCCCGCCAGGCCGCCAGUGGGCUCGAGCAAAGGGCACAUUCCUGGCUGCGGCCCCCUCCCUCACCAUCUGGUGGAAAGCCCCGGCCGGCCCUGGGACGCUGGUGCGGCAGGAAGGGCGGUGGUCCAGGGAGAGGGCGGCGCUGUGA